UCGGUCUCUGCGGGCCCUCGCGCGCGGCGUGCGGCAGGCUCGGUCUCCCUCCGGUGCCCCGCCCCGCUGGAUCAUUUGGGGUCGCGCGCCUCCGGGCCGAGCCGCUGAGUCCGUGGCUUUGACUGACGCGGUAGUUGCGCAUCCGGCCUGAGAAACUCUGUGAGAGAGUGCUUCCAGUCGGCUCCCCGGAGUGAUGCCUACCGCAUCCCAGAGUGUACACACCCCUGUCUCCAGUACCUAGAUCAAGAAAGAACCUUAAACAGUACAUGCAUUCCAGAAGCCCUACUUUGUGGUGCCAGCUUAGCAAAGCUUCAAUCUUGGAGUAAAAACCAGGGACAUUGCCAGAGCAAAUAAGAACAAAAGUACAAAUGGAGGACUGGUCAAAAGAUACAAAUCUGCCUAACUAAUACCUUCAUUUUAAGAGGAUUUAAAGUUUGAUGCUUUGGAGAAGUCAUCACCAGAAAGCAGAUAUAGCCCACAUUUAUCUUGAACAAGAUACUGUUGGGAUAAAUAAAAGUACAUAGAUAGAUGAGCAACUCACUAUGAAUUCUGAGGGAAGCAUGCAUCAGAAAUCCAGUGAGUUAGCUAAUGAAGUCACAUAUGAGGACCCUGAAAUACCAGGGUGGAAAUCUAGGAAUUUUCAGAUCUUCAGCCCUUAUCCAGAUGAUGAGACAUCUGAAAAAUGCAAAAUUAUGGAACAAAGAAAGAAUGAAUUGCAUUAUGAACAUAUGAUUCCUUGUCAAGUUACUCCAGACCUAAAUAAAGAGACAACUGUAGCAUUUCUUCUAAAAGAAUUGGAUAUUCUCAGAACAAGCAAUAAAAAGCUUCAAGAAAAACUGGCUAAAGAGGAUAAAGAACAGAGAAAAUUAAAGCUUAAACUGGAACUCCAAGAGAAAGCAGCAGAAGCUAAAAUUGCUGAAAAGGCAGCAGCUCUGGUUGAAGAAGUGUAUUUUGCACAGAGGGAACGAGAUGAAGCUGUUAUGUCUAGGCUGAAAUUAGCCAUUGAGGAGAGAGAUGAAGCAAUCACACGAGCCAAGCAUUUGGAAAUAUCUCUAAAAGCGCUAGAAAAUAUUAACCCUGAAGAAAAUGACAUGACAUUACAGGAAUUACUGAACAGAAUAAACAAUGCCGACACAGGAAUAGCUAUUCAGAAGAAUGGAGCUGUAAUUGUGGAUAGAAUCUACAAGACCAAGGAAUGUAAAAAGAGAAUAACUGCCGAAGAAAUGAAUGCAGUGAUACAAGAACGGGAUGCUGCUUUGUCUCAGUGCAAACGGCUAGAGCAGGAGCUUCAUCAUCUGAAAGAGCAGAACCAGACUUCAGCAAACAACAUGAGACAUCUGACUGCUGAAAACAAUCAAGAACGUGCUCUGAAGCUCUUAACAAAAGAUAAUCACAGAUUUAAGGCAAAGUUGUUAUCAAUGCAAGAAGCCAGAGAAGCUGCCGUUGAACAGUACAAAAAAUUGGAAGAAGAAAUCCAGACACUACGAGUUUACUACAGUUUACACAAAUCUUUAUCUCAAGAAGAAAACCUGAAGGAUCAAUUUAACCAUACACUUAGUACUUAUGAAGAAGCUUUAAAAAACAGAGAGAACAUUGUUUCCAUCACUCAACAACAGAAUGAGGAACUUGCUACCCAACUGCAGCAAGCUCUGACAGAGCGAGCAAACAUGGAAUUACAGCUUCAGCGUGCCGUAGAGGACUCCCAAGUGGCCAGUGAAAAGGUUCAGAAGUUAGAAAGGCUGGUGGAUGUCCUGAGGAAGAAGGUUGGAACAGGGACCAUGAGGACAGUGAUCUGACAGGAAAAAAAAAACGACAGUCUGGGGGAAGCGAUCACAUCUGGUGACCAGGCUGCUUCAUUCAACACUGUGUAAACACUAAAAGCCUUAACUUAGCAAACAGUUGUUAGAAGUGGGACACUCCAACUACAUUCCAAGCUGAGAAAAAAAAUCAAAUCACAAAUGUUUAACCACUUUGCUGCUGACUUGAGUUUUUUAUCCAAAUAUAUUAAACUAUAGACUUUUACCAAUGGGUACCUAUAAGGUUGCAGCUUAUUUUGUGACUAUUUUAUAUCUCAACUUUUUAUUUAGAGAUAUAAAUUGUUUUACCAAGAGACCACUAUAGAAACAUGGUAAAGUUGGUCAGGAUCAUAUCUUCACAUAUGGCCCUCUCUGAAUCAAAGUGCAGCAAAGUAAAUAUUGUCUAAGCCUUAAUCCACUGUGUUAGGUCAAAACUUCAAAUAAAUGCAUUUUCCAAUAUAGAGUAUAUUUCGUAACUGAAGAAGGAUGUUCAGACAUGAGUUUGUAAUCUUCCUUUAGUGUACGUAUUUAAUCUUUGUUAAUAUUAAAGAAUAUUACAAAUAGAUGCCACAAAUUAAAUGUAUAAUUUGCUUUAAUGAGAGUUUAGUACAUUAAAAUUACAUUCAUCAGGACAUGAUUUUUAUUUUACUAAAAAUAAAUACAGACUGCAUUCAAUAAAAUGGAAGAUUAUUAAUGUGUAUUUAUAAAUUCAUACUGUCAGUAUUUUUAAUGUUAAGACUGGAUAAUUAUCUAAGCUCCACCUAAGCUGUAGAAAUUGCCAAGUUUCUGUCUAUUGGUCUGGUACACUUUUGUCUUGAAAAUUAGCUUGUGCCAGCAUGUCUCUAUCUGAAAAGGCAAGAAGCCAUCAAAUCUACUAAGUAUUCUUAUUGAUUAUCUUUUUUUAUAGAUUAUUGUUUGAAUUUUGUUGUAAAGAAGGGGAAUUCAGUAUAUAAUAUACCAUAAAAUUAUAAUGUGCAAGUAGUAGGACUUAGACAAAAGUAAACCUGCAUUUGGUUCAGGUUGCCUUUAUUUCAUAUAAGAGGUAAGAAUUAACUUAAUUAACAUUUAAGAGGUAACUUAAAAGUUAAAGCAUAGCCAUCACUUCUACUCAUAUGAUGUCAUGAAUAAAACUGAAACUUUAUAUAUUUGGCUAUACAAAAAAUCAUCAUUAUUUUAGAGUGAAAAGUUGAAAGGGCAAUAGGAAAUGACUAUGCCAGGAACAGGGUGAAAUAAACAAACAGUAGUAGUGAAAGGUUUGUAGACAAAUAAAAAUUUACGUGCAUUUUUUAAUUUAUAUUUAAGAUUGUGCUAAACUAGAUACUGUUGCCUAUUUUCAGGAUAAGUAUAUUCAAGGCAUUGUAUUGUGUCAUUUUUUAAGAUGCCAUUAGAGAUUAUCCAUUAUUUAAUUUACUUUGCAGGAAAUUUUAAAGUGCUUGUCAUAGAUGACAGAAGAAUCAUAAUGCUAAAUACACCCCAUUCUUCCUUAGUAAAUCUGUAGCUAUUAAAUUAACUGACAAAAUUAUCCCAUUGCAUUAAAAUUUGGAAUUUACUCAUGUUUCCUGCUUGUAAUGAUUUUUUUAAAUGAUGAUAAUUUGAAAAUAAGGCACAACAGGGGUUAAAAAUAAACUAACUGGAUUUGCCCUAUAGUUCUAAAAAGAAUCAUAGCUUUUCAUAGGCCAGUGACUAUAUAAACAUAGACAUGUGUAAUACUUUGGUCAUACAUGGAGUCUUGUCUCUGGGCUCUAAUUUAAACCCCUAAAACCCCCUUGUUUAAAGAAACAGCACCCUUUAAAUCAUCCAAGAAAUGCAGGUAAGUAGAGAACAGUUCUUGUCACAAAAUAGUUUGUUCCUAAACCCUCUUAAAAGAAAUCACAAGUAAACUUGAAUUUUCAGUUUAGUCUUGAAGAACAGACUAACUUUCCUUGGGUUACUUUGGAAUUUUAAAGUACAUGAAGGGCCAUAUCAAGAUAUCUUUCAGUUUCCAAACAUCUCCUCCUAUACCUAAAUGAUAUAAUUAGAGCAACCAAUUCCUAUAAUCAAUAUUGUGAAGUUUUACAGAAUAUGAUUAUAAAGUGAAAUUUACAAAACAAUUAUAGUAUCUACUUUUGUUCAACCUAGAUAAUCUCUCAAAAAUAACCCAUCCCUUUGAAAAUGAGUUUCAUUCCCUUGAAAAUGACUUAGUUAUCUGCAAAAUUAACACAUGCAAAGUAUUACAGCCAAAUAUUGUCAACUGAUUUCUUAAGUUAAAAAUGUUGACCAACACAAUAUUUCAAAUAGUCAAAAUUUGUUUUGUAUGAAAAAUAGCCUUACUCAUUGAAAAUCAGGUAGCCACAUAUUCAAUCCUACCACAAAUCCAGAAGUGUUUCAUUCUGCUCAGCAAUGUUGCUGUGAGUUUGCUUUAAACGUCAAGUGUAAUUCCUAUAGUAACAUGAGAAUUCACUUCUUGUAAAAAUAAGUAGUCCUGAGGAAAGGCAGAAAAAAAUGCUAAAUUUUUUAACACUUGAUGAUUUAUGAAAUCCUUCACAUCUUUGUUUUUAUUUGCUCCUGUCAACAACCAUAUAAUAAUAAUAAAUUAUUUAUGUCAACUAUAUAAUAAUGAUUAUAGGGCUUUAGUAUUAGUGUUAUUAUUGUUGUCUUAUAACUAUACUCCAUGCAACUAUAGGUCUUCAAACCUUUCUGUUAGAAAAAAAAAGUAGUAAAGAUUUUUACUCUAGUAAUUUUUGUUAUUAUUCUACCAUUUAUUUUAUACACAUAUAUAUGAAUUCCCUAACCGUCUAAAGACUGUAUGCAUUUCUUUCUAUGACGUACAAUAAUGUGAACUGUAUGCAUAGAUAACAUCAUAUUAUGACCACCUCUCUAUCAUAUGAUAGUAGCAGCAUGCUGUACUUCAGGUAUCACUAAAAUAUAACCUUGAAGUGCUUUGGACUAUUUUCAAUUUGGCCUGAUGAUAAAUUCUAACACCGUACUUUACAUAGUAUUAUAAACUUCUUCAAGACUUGCUUUAAUUCCUAGGACAACUAUUAGAGAUAAAACUAUAUAUAAGCAAAGUUAUUGGUUAUAAGCAAUGUGUAGACAGUUGUAGCAAAAUUAUUAAUCAUUAAUAUAAAUAUUUUUAUUCUACUUUUAUAAAUAAACCAUUAUAUUUAAAGAUAGCUAAAACAGUUUACAUAUUUUAUAGAAGAAAUAUUUUAUAUUAUUUUCAGUGAUAAGAUUGAUCCUUUGUAUAUUUUCUUAUUCAAUUAAACUUUAGAGGGCUGGAGAUUUAGCUCAGUGGCAGAAUACAGACUUAGCAUGCAUGAUGCCCAAGGUUCAAUCCCCAGAACCCUCCCCCCCAAAAAAAAUUAAGAAAUCUUUUUAUAAUCACAUCACUUAUUGAUAUAAUUAGUUUAUUUCACAAGAAAGAAUAUUAAAGAUUUGUAGUUUUAAUAUUGAAUAGUGUCACAAUGUAUAUGUAGAAAAACAUUUUAUAUGUAGUAUUUUUUAAGAUCAUAAUUAUUUUUUAAAGUUACCAUUUUCAAAUAGUCAUGAUUAAUAAAGCAUUAAAUGAUAAAAUAGCCGUGACACAUUUUGUCUUCUCACAUAUGGCUUGGAAGGAAGUCAGAUUUUCACAGAUAUUAUUGUUCUUGGUUACUGUUAUGUACCGUUCACAUAUCUAUUCAUAUAUACAGAUAUACCCAUUCAGACUGAAAAUCACAUUUGCCUUUUUAAAAAAUUGAUUUAUAAGUCAACUGUUGAGCUCCAGUGAUUUCAGCAUUUUGUUCGUGUUUUAUUAGAAAUGCACGUGGUUUCUGAGGCUUUUAAACAAAUACAUGAAAUGGUUGAAAGAUUUAUAUUGCUCGUGCUUAGCUAAAUAUGUCAUCUCUAGAAAAGCUGUGGUUUAUUUUGGCACUGUUUUAAAAACUCAAAUAUUUUAAACAUUUGUUAAGUUGGAGCUUGUACAUUUCAACUAGUAGCAUACGUUCCAGAAUAGCAUCUCCAGUUACCAAAUUUUUUAUAAUCCUUUUACUAUAAUAACCUUUUUUGAAAUGGUUUCUUUUCUUUUUUUGUUAUGUACUUUAGUGUAAGUUAGGUUAAAGUUAUUACCUUUUGAUGUAGGACUUCAUAAUAGAAUUUGGCAAUGGUAAAUGUGUAUUUUUGGGGACCAUUAAAAUGUUGUAUGCUAUUCAUCUUCUUUGCAGAAGUAUUAAUAUGCCUACUUUUAAGUUUAUUUUCUAAAUAUAGUUUUGGAGUAUACUAAUACUUUGGAAUUCACCAAUUUCUUGAUUAUAUAUUCAUUAACCAAGCUGUAUUUUAAUGUACUCUCAUAUAUAAGAUAUGUAUUUACUUUUUAUUCACAUAAAAUCCCAUAUUGCAAAUCCUACAUGUUUUAUUGCAAUUUUUAUACAUUGAUCUUGAUUAGAUUUGUAGAUGUACAGUCCUGAAGACACUGUACUGGAUAUACACCAUAAAUAUAUAUUGUAGUAGGGAAACAGAUUAAAUUUCCUAUCAAACUGUGUGUGCCUUCCUUAUUAAAGACAAAAGUCAACACGAAUAAAUUUGUUAGUUGCAUUAAGAACCUUUCAAAAUUAUUUAAAUAUAAAAUUAUAGUAAAAAGUAUUGUAAAUAUUAUCUUUGGUAAAUAUGAUUAGAAAAAAAUGAAGGAGAUCAAAUUAUUUUAACUUAAAAAUAAUAGAUUGGUUCAAAUAUAUUACAAAGCACCUCUAAUAAUUUUGGAAUAUGUGUGGAACUUUAUUGUAAUCAAGAGCUGAAAUCUGCUGGGUAUAGUGGCACAUCCCUGUAACCUUAGCUCCUAGUAGAGAACCUUUGGGUUCAAUCCCCAGUACCAAAAAAAAAAGCUGAAAUAACAAUACUGCUUCUGCUGUAUUUGAUUAUUGAAUUAUAAUGAGAUUAAUAUAAACAAAUUACGUAACUCUAUAUUAUGAAUUUUGAACUUAAAAGUUUAAGGUAUGUGACAAAGAGGACUGAAAUGAGAGUGGAAAGUAGGAGUCUUCAGGACAAAGAUUUUGAAACUGGUGAUAUGUAAAAAAGGUCAUGGUACUAUGUAAACACAAGUUGUGUCUCACCAUGUUUGAAACACCAUGUUGUCCCACCAAGGCCUUCCUGAUGUUUUUGUGAUAUAUUUUACUUCUGCAUCUGUAUACAAUGAUCAUGUUCUUAACUAUUUUUACUUUGAACAGUCAAUUAUUUUAAGGAUAUAUUAAAACUUUAAGAUGUUUACCCA
This is a messenger RNA of Ictidomys tridecemlineatus (thirteen-lined ground squirrel), 7017 nucleotides long. RefSeq names its product mirror-image polydactyly 1 (gene Mipol1). Lineage: Eukaryota; Metazoa; Chordata; Mammalia; Rodentia; Sciuridae. The record is from RefSeq and is a predicted model, not a curated record.